AUGCCGACCGCAAGACAUAAUUCCAAGACCAAUUCUGUUAAGAUAGAAUCCUUGAAAUGUGCUGGUUGUACAAUAACGAGUUUUAAGAAAUUCAAAGACGAGCCAGAUCAGUCAAGUAUGAUUUCACUAGUGUACAUAAUUAUAGAAUUAUGUACACUAUAGUGGAAUCAUUAACAUUGAACUAUAUAAGCGAGGGCACCGGAGGAGCAGGUUGCCUUUUUAGAGUUGCCUACACUUCGUGUAGUCGUGCGCUACUCGAAGUGAAUUGAGAUCUGUCUUCAAGCAAUUUAGCUCAAACUUGAAUAUGAAAUUCCACCAAAAAUGUUAACCAAGAUUUCCAACUAUAUGAAAAAGCACGUCGAAAAGAAUUAGCCUUCCUAAAUAAUUGAAAAGCUGUCAUGUUGUUUUAUAUACACAAUGCAUUUGAGUCUUCAGCAUGAUACAAGGAAUAAAAGUGCUACAGUCAUUGCCGAAAUUUGUGCAACUAUAUUGUAGUACAAGUAAUCGAGCAUCCGUAACGCAAAAUUUUAACGAACAUUGCUGCCCCAAAAAUUAGGACUCAGAACUACCCUUUUUAAAUGGCUUCCCCACUGCUUCACGUUGCGUCCGACGCCCCCUGGAUUUAAGGCUUUUAAACCUUUAACAAUGAAUCUUUCAUUUUCUUGUUAGAUAGCGUGGAUGUUCAGUGUGCAUCUCGCAAAAGGGACCUGGUAGUUAUGAUAAAUGGCACUAUAUCGAUAGGCUACGAACCGUUUGCCGAACAACGAGAUUUCGUGCUCUCGAUAUUAUCCAGAAUGAAAUUUGGUCUCCAAGCUACACAACUUUGCAUCAUUCAGUUCAGCGAUAAAUUCUACACUGCUGUUGAGAUGGAAAUGGGAGAACAUGGCGGACGGGCGGAAGUGUUAAGGAAUGUAUCAAAUAUCAAGUAUCAACAAGGUAGACGAACCAUGACUGGCUUGGCAAUGGUUUUGGCUAACGAACAGGUAAUACUGAUUCAACAUGUUUAGGCUAAUCACCACAGUACAAACACCGCCGUUACCAUUUCAUCAGUUGGCAUAAUCAGUAUAAUUUCUUUCACAUUAACCAUUAUUAUUAUAUGCAAGCAUCACUUCCGAUAAAAUCACGGACUGUGAUUGGUUGAGAAGCACUUUCAGCGGUCCAUUAUUUUCCAAAACAGCAAAGCUAAUUGAAAAUUUGAAAAUUAUAAUUUAAUUUCUUAUUUAUUUUUUAGUAAGUUAUCUGCGAACGGUUUUUAGUGGAAAAGAAGAAAUGCAUUUGUAUUUUUUAUUUUUUUGUUUUCUUCGACCAAAUGCUUACCACACUACUAAUAUGCAUAAUUUGAAAUCAUACACUUCAUGUUUGUUUCCAGUAUAAAUGUCUAUAAAUGCCAUAUAAUAAACUUUUUAUUAACCUCGCUUGCUCGGUAUGUACAGAGAAAUAACUAACCUCCAAUCCUGGCAAUAACUAAUGAAACAUCCGGUAUGAUUAACAAUUUAAUCUAUUCUUUCCCCUUUACAGUGUUUAUUAAGAUGAGUAAGAAACCUACCGAUGCAGUGCUCUCUGCCAUCGAUGAAUUAAACACAAUUUUUUAGACUCUACAGCCAACAUUGUUAGGGGGGGGGGGGAUUUUGUCUAUUUUAUUGAUUUUUUAUAAGUGUUUCAUUUACUUUUUGCCAAGAUUGUCGGUCCUUUUGUACAAACCUUGCUCUGCACGGGCUCGGUCUGUACAAAAAAGACCUCGGUCGAAUAUUUUUCUGUACAGACCUCGCGUUCGGUUAAUAUGAAGCUAUUAUUACCGGCGUUAUGCACCAUCGUCAUCAUACAUCAACGCCACCAUCAAAAUCAAUCAUAACAUUACCAUUGGGACUAAAAUCACUAUGACACUAUCACCAUCAACAAUCGCAAAUAAAACCAGAACCAUCAACCAGAACCAUCAUCCAAAAUCUUAUCAUUGUCACCAUUAUCAUCAUUUAAACCGCUAUCAUAACUAUGACGAAAACCAUGACAUUUAUUAUUUAAAAUAUCGCUAAUAAGACAAUCAUCAACUACAGACGACUCCCACUUUCUAAAAGAAAUCUUUAAGAGUUCUUCUAAAUUAUAGAGCUUUGAGAGGAAAUCUUGAAUUGGCAAAUCGUAAAUGUGACUGAACAGUCUACACGUAACAAAUAUAAAACAUUUUCAGUGUUGAUAUACAGUUAUAUAUACUCGAGUGGGAAUUCGGAAAACGAGAAAUUUUGAGUUUUUCCAAUUUCCAUGAAUGUUGAUAGAACUGUAUAUCAAUAUGGAAAAAAUGUUUUAUAUUUGUUUUAUAAUAUAUAGCACAAGGAAAUUUAAAGAAAUAAAUUUCCCGUGUUGACAAUCUCUAAGCCAAUCAGCGUUCAGAAUUUACAAAUGCUUACAUUUUAAUAUAUAUUAUCACAUACUUGUGCUUUUAUCAGGGCGAUAAUAGGGUGAUAUUAACAUUAUUCAUUCGUCCCCCAAGCGAUAGAACUGAUAUAUGAUAACCUAUGCAUAUACUGUAGCUGACUAGGAAAUUAAUUAAACAUUGUUGCGGAGACAUUGUUUCCUGCCAAUGUUUCGCCAUGUUUCCCAGAGUGGGAAAACACUUGGAAACAUUAGUGAGAAACAUAGGUAUACCUUAUCUCCGAGCCAACGGCGCGGAGCGCCGUUCCGGGCGUUAGCCCGGGGCGAGGGUACUAAUUCCCCCGGCUAUUUACACCCGGGAAAACUUAAGUUCAUGAAUGAUCGCGGGCGUGGGUCACCAACGAAGUUUCGGUGGGUGGUCUUGGGUGGUCACCCUCACUGAUCUCAAAAAUAUGGCGGACUGUCAUGAAUAGCGGACAGUGAUUGGUCAAAUUUAAAGUUUGCAUUAUAACGACUGCAUGACGACAGCGAAAUAGCAAACAUUUCUUGAUUUUAUGAUUGAUGAAUGAUGAUCUCUUGCAAUUUGUGAAUUUCAAAAGCUUUUUAAGAAAAUAAAGGCGAAAGAAUUACUAGAAGAAGUGAGUAAAAGCACGACGUUAACGAAGGUAGGUUUGUUUUAAAUAUUGAUGUAUAUAUUGUUCACUUUAUAACGGCUUCGAAGCUGAUCGUUGCGUAUAUUUAAUGAAAAAGACAGCAUAUAAUUUCAGUGUUUCUUUAUUGAUUAACCUUUUUUAUUAAUGGGAGAAUUUGAGAUCAUCUAUAGGAAACAUUUUUUCUUCUCUGGAAGCAAAUUUUGUUUCCGCAACAAUGUUUCCACGGGUGGGCAAACAGAGAAACAUUUGAGGAAACAUCGAGCACCACAAAUGUUUCCACAACAAUGUUUCCUAGUUUGCCCAGGACUUUAAAUCAAAAGCACAUGCUCUCUCCGUGGACCGAACGUAGCCAAAAGCAGCCAAUAUAGGAGGACAAAAUAUAAUUCGCUACAGUCUUGGCAUUACUACUUUUUAAAAUGGGCAGUUCUAAUUUUUUAAAGGUGACUUCUGCAUCACACAAAGCCCAUUGUUGCCAUAAAACUCACAAGCAUAAGACCACUAGAUCACGCCUAGCUAUCACCAAUUAAUUUACGUUGUAUGUACGUCUACUUUCAGUUUUUUGGCAAAAUCAAGGCUCGCCCUGAGGUUGACAGGGUCAUACUUUUAAUAACCGAUGGAAAACCAGCUGACAUGAAUCUGUUACAAAACGUUGUAAAAGAGCUCAAAGAAAAGCACGUGAAAAUUAUUAGUGUUGCGAUCGGAACAAGUAAUAAUUACAUACAACGAUUCAGAUACAUAGUGAGAUCCAUUGCAAGUGGUUUUAAACAAGCUUUCAAAGUGGAAAAGGAUAACAUGAAAUCUAUUGAAGAAGAUGUUGCAAAGGAAGUCUGCCGGACCGUACAACCACCAGCACCUCCUAAAGGUAAACCAAAAUGUAAGUACUGAAUAUUAAAUACGGUUUAAUCAGCAAAUCACACUCAUAAAAACUACCACAACGACCGUACAAGACAUUCAAUUUUAAAUACUUGAACCGAUUGAUUUAUAAAACAAUUUUCUUUAAAGUACAACAGAAAUGCUUCCAAGAAAAGAAAGAUAUUCUCUUUGCACUCGAUGGAUCGAGAACUGUCAACACUUAUACAUUCAACAAAGCAAAAUCGUUUGUCGCUCAGAUAUGUGCAGAAUUGGAUAUCACUCCAACCUUAAUUCAUGUCGGUAUGCUUCAAUAUAGUGAUGCGCUUAACACCAGGAUUGAGUUUGGUUUGGACCAAUAUACCAAAUAUCAUCAAAUCAAUGAGUUUCUACAGAAUGUUUUUCAUUCCAAGGGAAGUAGAGCGGAUUUGGAAACUGCUCUGAGAAUUAUUGAUAAACAGGUAAGAACUACAGCACUCAGUUCCUUAAAAUGAUAUCAAAUGAAACGGUUAUUAUGUUUAACUUACAGCUAAUUCAAAAAAGGUUGUCCUUCAAAAACCUUAAACCUUAAACAUUAACCGUGCAAAUUAAAGUAUGAUGGGUAACUUUCUAUUUAGAGUCUUAAACUCGCAAGAUUUGUUUUGACAACAAUGCUGGGGCAAAAAUAAUGAACACUUUCGUUGUAGGGCUAUUUGGUUCGCUAUACUAAUUAGCUUAUUGUUAAGCUCCAAAUAAGCAAUAUCCAUGAUACCUUGCGCGCUCAAUGCUUAAGGUUUAAGAUUCUUGAAGAACAACUCUUAUACAUACUGUACGUAAUUGGCUGAUUUGUGGCCACGUUGAUUAUAAAUUGUAAAUACAGUACGUGAUUGGCUGAUUUGUGGUCACGUGAAUAAAUGUGAUGUAUCUCGCCGGGUAACAAGUGAAAAAUUCUUGGUCGAUCCGACCGGCUACGUUGGUAAAAGCUCAAAAGUUUUAUACAAAGAAAGUUUUUCUAGUUCACGAAAAUAAUACAGUAUCUGUAACAGAGAAGAAAAAUUCUCGACAGGCAAUGCCGCUGAAACACGCAAGUUAUUUUAUUGUUUAAAAAUGAGACCUUUAGAAAUCAAGCUGUUGUUGGAAUUCGAAUGCAUCGCACUAUGCUGAAACCUUGGGUGCGUAAAACAGACAGAAGUGAAUAGAUGAUUCCCCUUAUUACGUUUUCGUAGCGCUUUGCAUUGUGGUUAUAGUGGUAUCACUGAUAAAGAUAGCGGCCUCGAAUGAAAAUAUUGAAUGUUUUCGCGAAUAUUUUGCUGUUGGCUAUCGUGAACCUGACCCUAGCUUUUUUAAAAGUUCUUGCACGGGUCGGGACAAAAAAUAAGCCAUCUUAAAUAUCAGUGAUACCACUAUAACCACAAUGCAAAGCGCUAAGAAAACGUAAUAAGGGGAGUCAUCUAUUUUAUGCAUGAUGAAGUUAAUAUUUAAAGCUUUAAUUUUGUUUGAUGAUUUUUAUGAAGUUAUGCUCCUUCAUACGAUUAGAAGCUAUUCCGGCUCUAUUUCCAGGAGCAUAAAAUUUUGUGCUUAAUUUUCUAAAGGUAUCGUCUGCCCGAUUCUCGCUACGUGUGAAAGCCGUGGGUUUCUCCCACAAGGAAAGUUGAUAGGGUCGGUUAGGAUAAACACAGUUAAUAAAAGAGUAAUAUCACAUUUGUUGUAAAGAUAAAAUAAUCUAGGCUAAUCUGUAAUUAGGUAAGCGUAUAAUACUAAAGGGUUAUUAACCGAGAGCGAGGUCUGUACGGGAAAGUAUUUGCCUGAGGAUUUCGUACAGAUGUGCGGAUAAGCCGAAGGCAAAUACUUUCCCGUACAGACCGAGCAAAACGAGGUUAAUAAACCGUUUAUUAUAUGGCUCCUUAAACACAUUUUCUGAUUUUCAUAUAUUUGUUUGAGCGCUAUAAAGGUAUUUUUGAGCUAUGUUUUAUUUGCUAGUUUUCUUCGUUUAGAUUUGGUUUCAUCACCGAAUAUUGUUUACGGAAAAGCAUGCAAAUAUCAUAUAAACCCAGCUUAUAUGAUAUUUUUUUAGAAUAUGGUAUUAAAGACGUUAAAUUCAUCUUUAUUUAUUUUUUGAAACAAGUAAACAAAUCAAAAAAUUUCCCCGCUAAAACUUACGUUUGCCAGUAAGAGUUCAAACGGCUUGUUUUCUUAGCUUUUCGAUGAAAUUUGUGUUGGUACAAGUACUUAUUAAUAUUUCCAAGACUUCUUAUUCUUAAAAAUGAUCCAAGAAUACUUUUUCCUCACAUAACGACCUUAUAAACGUGUAAAAACGUUUCAAGCCUGUCAAAUUGACAUAUGGGAAACCGGUCCGGAUACGGGAAAAUAUGGACCACGGUCCGGAUACGCAUUUUUACUAUGAUUUUCACCGACCGCACGUCGACCAAUCAGAAUCCAGGAUUCUGCAUGACUCGCAAGAAAAUUUGCGCUAUAGAAAUGCUAAUCUGUCUAAAAAAAUGAUGACUCUACAGGGUGUAUCAAAAAAAGAAGACCUUUAGAAACCAACCAUAUUGUUAAAAUUUGAAUGCCUUUUCAAUUGCAAUAUGCUGAACCGUAGUGCGUGAAAUAUUGAUAUAUAGUGCAUAUAUUAAUAAAAGGAGACCUGUAUAAAAAUCACCUUUUGUUUACAACACCCAAAUUUUAUUACCCCUGGGAGUUUAGAGUGCAUUGUAGGGCCUAAUUUUAGAAGCAUGUUAAAACUGCAUAAACUGUACAUGAAAGUCUAAUUAGAAUGAACGGUAAAACACGUUUUUACUGUUUUACGCGCUGCCUUAAAGGCUGUCAAGUCCGUUCUGUUCAUGCGCGUCAGUUUGUAAUAGACAAUAGACAAUAGACAAUACAAAUUUAUUUAGAACCUCCCCUCAGGGCUUUUCAGGUCUAAUUACAAGUUUAUAAGUUACAAUUUACAAGUAAUGAGUUUAUAAAUUGCAAUAUUUAGUAUAGAUAUGAAAUUGAGUGUCUAAAUACAGAAUUUAAAAAGUUAUGUAUUAGUUGUAAAAAUUAGGCAUUAAGGAGCCAGGUCUUUAAUGAUUGUUUAAAAGUGUUCAAUGAAGUACUCUCUCUAACAUUGUUCGGUAAACUAUUCCACAAUUUAAUAGCUCUGUAUCCAAAUGAACGUUGGGCAAAGCUUGUUCUACAUUUUGGGAUAUCAAGAUUAUGGCUAUUACGAGUGCUACGAUUGUGUACGUCAGAACGUCUCUUUACAAAUUUUUUUAAAUACAACGGUACACUACCGUUAAUAAUUUUAUAUACCAUUUGAGCAUCGCGAUAAGCUAACAUGUCCUGGACUGAUAACCAUCCAAGGUCUUUAAUUGUGGAUGAAAUAUGGUCAAAUUUCCUCUUGCCAGAAAUUAUUCUAGCAGCAAAAUUUUAUCUUUAAAGGUACCUGCCCAAACAGUCGAGCGAUAAUACAAUUUACUAAACACAAGAGAAAUGAUUAUAGAUAUCAGAGUUUUCUUAUCGAAUAAGUGUUGAACUCGGCUGAUCUGACACAAUGAUCCCAUAAGUUUAGAUGUAAGAUUCUGGAUAUGAUCGGUAAAAGAAAGACAUUCGUCCAUUAUUAUUCCAAGAUCUUUUGCACAGCGAACUGGCGUUAAUUCCUCACCAAGAAAUUGUAAUGGUGGUAGAUUAAUCUUGGCCAGAGCUUGCUUGGUUCCAAACAAAAGAAAUUUGGUUUUCCCUGGGUUUAUUAACAAGGAAUUUGAACAACACCAGGCAGCAACUCGUUUUAAAUCUGCAUUCAAUUUAUUCAUACUCUCGGCAAUAUCACAGAUUGAGAAUGAUAAGAAGAGUUUUGAGUCGUCCACGAACGAUUCGAUCUUACGUACAGUCCUUACACAUGCUGCUAAUCUCAUUAACAUACAAGUUAAAUAGUAGUGGACCCAAGGUUAUCCUUGCGGUACGCCGUGUGUAACACUCUGCAUAUCAGAUAAAUGCUGUCCCACUCUAACAGAUUGAACGCGCUCGCUAAGAUAACUUCGAAACCAAACAGUAGCUGAAGCGCUUGUUCCAAACUUUCGAAGUUUUUCCAACAGGAUAUCAUGACUUAUACUGUCGAACGCCUUGCUUAGAUCCAGUAACAUCACAGCUGUAAGAUUCUUUCUAUCUAUAGAUUGAUAUAUACACUCCGUUAAAAACAGCUGCAAAGUAUGGACAAAAUUUGUACAAAUUGCAGUCAAAUUUUGCCCAUACCUCUGUAAGUAGUGCUUCUUAGCAUUUUUCAUUUAAAAUUUUUUGUUUUGGGGCUAAAUUUUUGCUUUAGUAGUUCAAUUUUUCCUUCGUGCACAGAUUGGAAUUUUAAAUUAUCUAUACAGGGUGUAUAAAAAAAAACUGAACAGAUUUGAAAUUGCUCCCGAUUUCGCAAAACAGCUCAAAACAAAAAAUUUCUCGAACUCAAAUUUUGUGAACCAGGGGGUGUGUCUUUUCCAACAAACUAGAAAUGGCUCGCGCACAAAAUUUAAAAGCUGUAAUCAUAUUUUGAGUUAAUAGAUGGAAAUUUUGUCGGGUUUUUAAUUACUGUACAAAAUUUCAGACAAUUUGGUUUAGUCUAAGCCCUUUAACUAUUCAUUUUGUUCUAAAAAGUCAGCCUUUCGCAUGCUUAAUUAAUGCCUUUACCUAAUUUGCAUAUUGCUGACAUAUGCAAAUUAGGCAAAUGCAUUAAUUAAGCAUGCAAAUAGCUGAUUUUUAGGAAAAUGUAACUUUGCGUGAAUAGUUAAGUAGCCUGCGUGCAGGCCCAAGGGAACUGAUAGUGGGCCUGCAACCAUCGCCCGGUAUUUUGUAAAACGCCCCUUUUCAUAACACGCCCCAUUCGCGCGUCAAUUGUCAAAAAAGAACCAAUGACAGCACCCAAAUAUUAACAAACAAACUCGCAUUAAAAUGUAGCGGGGUUUUCUCUGCUUAUUCAGAACACUAAUAAACAAUGUGUAAAUGGAUGCGUUUUAACUCCCAAAAAGCAAGCAACGCAGUCAGUAAUUGCCAAAUUUGCAAGUGCUCAUUUUCAACUAAAAUCGGAACAGGCAAAUUAGGACGAAUUUCAACAGAAAACCAGUCUCAAACUUCAAAUCAUGAGGGAGUCGUGCGACCACAUUAGGAAUUUAUAUUAUGUGUGCUUCGCUGUCGCCAUUGGCAUUGUUAUAAAUAAAUUGUCUCACUUAUCAGAUCGUGUGUGCAAUUCUUGUUGGCGGCAGAAAAUACGAAAUUUAUUUCAUUUGGUAAAGAACUCUACAAAAGAAGAGAGCGUUCCGAGUCCAGAUCGUUUCGUUUCAAACGGCAAUUUAAUACCGCCUUCUGUUUCGCUCUCUCAGCGAAGCCUUGUAAAUCGCAAAGUGUUUCGAAUAGGCUUACAGUCGUUACAUGCAACUGCAUCUCAACAUCAACCAAAAGAUAAUUUUCUUGAGGAAGUGAGAACACAUAACGUAUCAACUGAAGUCUGUUUGAAAUUAAUGAAACUCAAGUAAAGGUUGCUAUAGUUUACCCCAGUCGUAAUGUGCUAUUCCAACACCUCACGACAAGCAAUCCCCAUUGGCAUAACGGCAAAAACAUGUCUUCCUUCAAGUAAACAAUAAACAGUCUGUUCUUGUUCCAUUUGUAAUCGGAAAAAGUGAUCAAUUUUCAAAUUUUAAGCUUAUCGAGAGCCUUUGUCUAUGUCUUUGUGAUGAAUCACUGUUCCAUGGGGCUUGCACGCGGGCUAGAUUAAUUAAUUACCGAUCGCUUCAGCUAGCCAAUGGGAAUUUAGCCGGCGGUUCGGCCGGCGAAAAUCGAAAACAUGGGGUGAUGGUUGCAGGCCCACUAUCAGUUCCCUUGGGCCUGCACGCAGGCUAAUAGUUAAGGGGCUUAAACUGAACCAAAUUGUCUGAAAUUUUUUACAGUAAUUAAAAACCCGACAAAUUUUUCAUCUAUUAACUCAAAAUAUGCUUGCAGCUUUUAAAUUUUGUGCGCGAGCCAUUUUUAGUUUGUUGGAAAAGACACACCCCCUUGGUUCACAAAAUUUGAGUUCGAGAAAUUUUUUUCAUUGUUCUACAUUAUAAGUACCCAACGAAGCUAUAUAUAUAUAAAAAACCGGAUACAAGUAGGUGUUUUGCAAAAUUGACAGCAAUUUCAAAUCUGUUCAGUUUUUUUUGAUACACCCUGUAUAUUGUUUGAAACAAAAAUGUAAAUAAACACGCGCAUGAAGAGAAUGGACUUGACAGCCUCUUUAAAUUAAUGCAUGUAAUCAUAUUCAUAUGUUUAACGAUACCAAAAAUGUUAAAUAACUUCCCAUGCAUAAAAUUAAAUUCAAUUGUGUAUACGCACCAUCAUAGUUAAUAGAGGAAAUGGUUUGGAAACUCGUUAGCAUUACAAUAAAAUGACAUUAAACCUCAUUAUCUAUGUUGUUCAGGUUUAUGCAAAAAUGUGGUCUUUCAUCGUCACGUGCGUAUUGUAUUUUUCUCAAGUCAACCAAUAGGAAUGUUCAAAAUGUCCUAUUGUUAAAGUCAUGGAUGGGCAAUAGGACAAAACCGUUGCUAUUGGCUGGUUGAGCAAAGAUACAAUACACACGUGACGAUGAAAGACCACAUUUUUGUAUAAAACUGAACAAAAACAUAGAUAGUGAGGUUUAUUGUAAUGCUAAUGAGUUUCCAAACCAUCUCCUCUAUUAACUAUGGCACCAUAGAUAUCUUAUAUACACUAGAUAGUGCAUCUAAUUAUUCUGCAAUUCAAAAAUUGAAGCAGUGAUUGCAGACUCAGGAUAUUCCCAUGAAAUGAUAAGAUUCGUGACACUAUAGAAAUUAUCCUAUUGUUAUAAUUUUAAUGCCUGAGCACUGCUGAACACAAGAGUGCAUAAACACAAUUGAAUUGUUAAUUAUACCAGGCGCAUGAGAUAUUGUGGUAACAACAAUAGGGUAAUUUCUAUAGUGUCACUACUUUUUAUUUGGACAUCCUCGAGUAGACUUGCCACAAGUUGACCUCGAACGAAACGCUGCUCGCAUUAUUUCGUUCGAGGUCGACUUGUGGCAAGUCUAACCCUCGAGCUGCUCUACUUACUGUUCGGAGUACUCCGGAUUUUCGGAAUACUAAUGGCAAUGGAACACGUUGAAAAAGCAUACUUAGAUAUACAAGUAACACCAAUCAUUAUACGAUUUAUUAUGCAAAUAACUAAUGAACGCAUAUACAAUAACACGCACGCAUAUAUAAUAAACUAAACACGUAUAUAUAAUAAACUAAACACUUGCACGCAUAUUUAAUAAACUAAACACUGCUCCAGAGUCCUGCAGAACACCGUGUGCACUCCAUUUCAUAUCGUUUGAUUCGUUCCAGAAUAGUGUUCCAAAUGUUCUAGAACAGUAAAUGGAGCAGCCUGCCUGUAUAACAACACACUUGUUUCCUCGGAAAACAGUUUGUUUUGUUUCUCCUCAAAGCUCAAUGUUUUUUUUUUCGAGACACCGAAACUCUGGGGAAAACAAAACUGUUUCCUUCGGGUGCAGAAAUUAAGAGUAUAAUACCACUAUUGCACUCAUAAACAUGCAUUUUUGUAUACUCUCUCACACAGAUUUUUAAUGGUCAAAACGGUGAUCGUAUUAGUGCAGAAGAUUUUGUACUGUUAUUCGUAAACGACGGUUUAAAACAGGGUGAUCAAGUCCUUGAGCAAAUACGGAAGUUAAAAGACAAAGGCGUGCAUGUCAUCAUUAUUGGCUUAGGAAAACCUGCAGAUUUGUACGAAAAAAUGGCGUCACACCCAAGUGAUGUAAACUACUUAGAUACUGUGUUAUUGAAGCAUAUUGUGAGGGAUCUGACUGCUAUAACUUGCAGAAAGGUGAAGUGUGAAGAUAAUGAAGUUGAAAAGAAUCAGAAAGGUAAAUAUAAUAGUGAAAGUCAACGCAAAACGCGGAAUGGAUUGCGGAAGUAGCUAGUGCAUAUCAUAUUAUUUAUUAAAGAUCGUUUAGGAUUGAACAAUAGGCAAUUCCAGCUUUUAGUUUAUGCGUGCAGGGGACAAUGGGAAGUAAGGUAUCAAAUUGCUGAUUAUGCUGAAGAAAUAAAAAUGGUGGCCGUGUAAACACGGAGUGAUAGCUUAUACUUGUAAAUAUUGAAAUAUUUCGGUUGUUUGGUAGUUUUUAUUGAAAUUUUUCAGCAUAAUCAGCAAUAUGAUACCUUACUUCCAUCAUCCCCUGCAGGCAUAAACUAAAAGCUGGAAUUGCCUAUUACGAAGGAGAGGCGCUCUCAAAGUGGAGCAGGGUGACAAGACGUUGGGGUAACAGGGAGUGAAGGGUGCAACACGAUAAACAUGGAAAAUUGUAGUAUUUAUUCAACAAUGAUUUGUUGAAGAAAGCCCCUAACUUGACUAAAUAAAAGACCCUGUUAUACCAAUUAUCUUUUUCAUGACGGAGGCGCACAAAUGACAUACAGAUCGAUUACUAAAAUCAUUACCAUACCAUUUUAGCCCUACAUUUUCAAACAACUUUCCAUGUUAUGAUUCUGAAAUUUGCAAAAUUAUUGUGGGGUGAGUCCCUCUUGAAAUCGACCAACCUCGUACCCAGGUUCUCAAUCUUCGCUCCUAUGUGACCCGUCAUAUUUUGGCGAAUUUGCUCAAUUGUUUUUAGGGAAAGUAUAGUAAAAGAGAUGUUUUUUCUGUAAUGUUAUUUUAACAAUAUUAAUGUUUACUACAAUAUCUACUUACUAUACUUUCCCUAAAACAAUUGAACAAAUCCGCCAAAAUAUGACGCGUCACGUGAUCAGCCGAUACCAGAGUCUCAAUUCAAGCGAGGUAGGAACGAAGAUUGAGAACCUGGGUACGAUGUUGCCAAAUGGGCAUGCAAUUGGUUACAAGGGUCACCACUGAAAAUCUCCCCUCCUCUACACCACUUAUUAUAUUUAUGUACCAUAAUUCUAAUACUAUCAUUAAUGCUAAACCUGACUUUGAUAAGAAUUUUGAACGUAAAAUGUUUUUGGCAUGAGCGAGCCUGUAGCGAGGGCCCCCUAUACCUCUUGACAAUAUGCUUUCACGUAAAAAUAUUUUGCCUUUUCACGAGUCACGAAAAAUUAAAAAAAUUUCUUCCCGUUCACGGAAAAAUCGAAGCGAUCACAAUUCAUGAAUUAUUAUAGGAUGUCUUCCUUAAUUGUAGAAUCAUUGUACUCGUCUGUAUUUACCUCGACAUGCUUUCAAACUUCCAACUAUGUCGAAAACAGACUCCAGUACAUCAAGUACUUCGAAAAACAGCAACAACCGUAUUUAUUCCUUGGACAGCUGAUUACACAAAAGGUCGCAAAACAGAUGAUUCACGAAUCACACAUAUUUCUAUCUGCCAUUCACGGGUCACGGUUAAAUCGAAUGUUUCUUUCACGUGCACGUAAAAAGAUUGGAAGUCAUACCAUCACGAAGCCCGUCACGCUUCACGCAAAAUGUAUAGGGGGGCCUCUGUAGCCUGCGUGCUUCGAAACGACUGUGUACUUUUGUACUGAUAUUGACCAGUGGCCCUGUCACGAUAAUCAACACUUAUUGACUGGAACCAAGAAAAAUCGUUUGUUUUGUAUAACGUGGACCGGAAGUGAAAUCCAAGAUAACAUUGGCAGUUGGGGCAGCAAUACAUACGGCUUCACGAAAGUGCCAGUCAAUAAGUAUGCUAUUAUUAACUAUCAAGUCUUAUUGAAAAAGAAAUGAGAAAGCUCCAUAAUUUUGCGCCAUAACCAUGACUGACCUUUUAUCGAUGAGCACAGAUAUUCUCCACCGCUCAGAGCUGUUGCCACAAAUUGUAUAUCAUGACUUUCACGUAAUUCGCUCUCGUCCAAUGAGAGUUCUAGAAUACAUGAACUUCGACAUUUGGAAAAAAAUAAAGCAAAGUUACUUUGAUUUUUAUAUUACUUCAGAAAACAACCGUAACUGAUAAUAUAAUAAAAUUUCGUUCUAGACAAACGAGAUAGCGAGAAAAAAUCACUCUGCCAGCAACGUUCUCAAGAUGUUCUCUUGAUGAUUGAUACAACAAGGGAUAUGAAACCAUACUUUAAUAAAGCUUUGAAAUUUUUCGCGAAAUUCGUGAAGAGACUCAACAUUGCGGCUACCAAAACGGAUGUUGGGUUGAUGACGUUUGGAAGGAAUAGAAAACACCUUAACAUGGAAUUCGGAAAAUAUAAAUUUGAGAACGACAUCAGCAAGAAAAUUUUGAAAACCACGCAAACGGAAAAAUGGUCCAGUCCUGUUGAUGUUGCUGGCGCUUUACGUAUGGUUAACAAACAGGUAUAUGUACGCAGAAAUGUAUCAGCAUACUAAAACAAUUUUAACUUUAGAGAUAAUAGAAGAAUAGAGUAGGCAUUGAGAGAAAUUGAAGCUUCGUUCUGGACGCCAAAUCCAUGUGCAAAAACUAAGAAAAGUUAUUUUUCAUCAUUUGGCUUCAGUUCGAAUAUUGUAUUCCCUAAUAGAACUGAGUUUAUUGAAGUCUUCGCAGUUCGAUAUAACCAGAUAAAUGAGAAAUUUUGAGCUUUUUAAAAUAAAUUACUGAACAACAGUCAUGUUUUCGUUCGCUACUCAGUUUUUAAGCAAAUAAAUGCAAAGCCCAGUCGAAUUACAUUCACAACCCACCCUAGAAUCUAUAAAAAGCCCAUUUCAACUUCAGAUCACCCCUGAGGAAGACACUAGCUGGAUCUGGAAGUGUAGAAAUGUUGGGUAGUGAAUGCAAUUCGAUUGGGCAUCGCAUUCAUUUGCUUAAAAUCAGAGUAGCGAGCGAAAACAUGACUGAUAUUAUACCUGGUUCCUGUGAACUCACAAGCUUCAAAAAUUACAGAGCAAGUUGAUUUAAGAAACUCACACCUACUCUUAAAAGGAAAGCAGUGGCAAGUGCAUAUUAUUAAGAAAUUUAAUAUUUUUCAAUCUAUAGAUAUUCAACACCUCAACGGGAGGACACCGUAAGGGAUCCUCCGACCUCAUAUUCAUUGCAACACUCGGUAAGGUAUUGGACCGAUAUAAAAUACAAAAACAAAGUAAGAUGCUCAGGGCUAAAGGAGUUCGAAUUGCAGUAUUAGAUGUUGGUUUCAAAACUCCAGCGAUCGAUUAUCUUAAUGCUAUUCACGAUAUGGUUUCCGGAGCAAAAGAUAUAUACCCGAUGGACUUUAGAAAAGCUAGCACCAUCUCACAAGCUCUGCUGGAUGUGAAGUGUAAAGUGGAGGAAAAAACAGGUUUGCAUUAACAAACUACAUCAUGCCUGAAAAGCUGUGUCAUCAUCACUGCAAAUAUAAAUAAUUAUAAUUAUUAUACAUUCAAGCUUUACUCUCGUCUCUGAUUGGUCAACACUCCCGGCUAAUUUCUAAUUUGCUAUUGCUGUCACGUUAUUUCAGCUGCUGACGUGUCAGCCUGCAAUAAUAUUUUUUGGACAUGUGUUCGGUUGCAAGAAAUAAUUAUUGGACGCUGUAGAGCCCAAACCCCCAGCUCGGUCGGUAAAUUGUCUAAAAAGCCGAAACCAAAUGGUUUGCAGUAGGUAUACGCUUUUUUAAAGUUUGCUAGCCAAUGUUAACCAAUCAAAAUCGCGUAAUUUAAAGUUAAUUAACUACUAUGUUACCUGCAAAUUAGUUGUUAGUCUUGUUAAAAAGAAGUUAAAGUUUCACAUAACAGGUUUCUGAAAAUCAGCUCAAAUCACCACUAUAUUUGCCCAUGAUUACCCAUGAACGAGUAUUGGGGCAGUGUUACACUCUCCUCCCCCCUCCACACACACACAAACACCCGAUCGCUAUCAUAGAGAUUAUAAAUAACACUAGGGGGGGGGGGCAUCGUAAUCUUAAUUCAGUCAAAGAAAGGGAACGUGGCUAAUGGGGGGGAAAAAUUAAAAUGCUAAAAUAAGAGCGAGUUUGAGCCAAAAUAUCCGUGUUAUUUAUAAUCACUAGGGUCGCUACCGUAUCGAAGCUUGGUUAAAUAGAUUAUAAUGCUUAUAUGAUCGAUCUUUCCACCUCCAAUGAAAGUCCUUCAUUCAACAGUAUUAUUUUUUUCUAGUUUCUCCACAGUGUUUCUCACGAUCGCGUAAAGUCUUCUUCAUGUUGGACAGGUCGCAGAACCUGACUUACAGUGAACUGCCCAAAGUCAUUACAUUCAUUAAAGAUAUUGUGAAGAGAUUGUAUACCGACCCCAAUAACAUUGAAGUUGGCUUAAUGCACUACAGUGAUAUACGUACGGCAAGAUAUCCAUUGAUGUUGAGAAAAUGGUCGUUAAAAGUUGCCUUGGAUAGAAUAGAAUAUCUAAGAUACCGAUCAGGAAGAAAAAAUUUCUUGGGGUAUGCCCUGAAGACUGUCAGAAAGGUAUGAACCAUGUCUGAAAUGUUUAGAUGUCAUUAAGCGCAUACCUAAUUUUAAGAAUUUUUUAUCACUGCGCACUUUUAUGCAAAGUUUUAUCUAGCCGAGCAGAAACACGCCCACCCUUCUACUGUAUAACCACAAACACAACAUACACUGCUCACCGCCAAGUUUACGGGGACCCAAAUAAAGAAUUACAGUGAGAUAUACAUAGAUGUAUACGUAACUGUCAACUAUACUUCCAUGCAGAAUGCAGGAUCUGGCCAUUUCUUGGACCUCAAAUUUAAACGUUUUCCUGAGGAGAAUGCUCACAGGCCCCCUAAUCAUAGUGUUUCAAAAGAAUGUCGCCCCUUCAUUCCUCUGGGCGGUCUUGACAGCACUUUCAGUUACGACUGUCUUUGCAUUGACAACAUACUAGUUUCAUAAUCACAUACUUGUGGGAAAGAAAUAGUUUCGUCUUGGCAAAUCAAAGGCGGCUUAGGCGUGACAAACUUCUAGAGGAGUUCCAGGGGUAUAAUCUAGGCUCUCUGAAAGAGUAUUUUCGGCAAUGUACAGGGACAUUCUAUAGAAUUCUGAAGAUUCUUCACCAAUUAGAAAAAGUUAAGUAUCAUUCACUCCAUCUUCCAAGCUCAUCAACAGAUCUUUGGUGGGAAACUUUGUUCAUCUGAUAACCUUAAGUAUAAUAUUAGUGCAUGCGGACGUUCGAUCAUUUGGCAUUCAUUCAAAUUAUUCUCAAUCAAAAUGUUUUGAUUAAUACUGUCAAGUGGCAAGAUUAAUUUUUAGUUUAGUUUUUUUGUUCAUUGCUCACUUUUAUAUAUGGCGAAUACUGGUAAUAUAUAUCUAGACAAGACGCCUGCUCAGGCGUUCACACUGGCUUCGCGGUUGGUAAAAUACCAUCGCAAUACUCUAAAAAAUAAUUUGAAACAUGUAGAUGUUCUUCACUUCUUGACGGCCGUCACUUCAUGAUCACAAACAUUCAGAGGACGGCACAAUAAAAAUCCGUACAAAACCAAUAGAGUUCAGCGAUAUCAUAUCGAAAAACACAGAAAAGUUCACGCGCAUGCGCAAUUACAGCAUCUACGAUUUAUAACGUAGUUAAACUCGAAAGCCGUUCUGAUUAACAUUGUGUAGAAUUGGUCCUAAUAAUCGUCUGAGCAUGUUUUAGCUAAAUUGCGCAAUCCUGUGCCCACGAUGUCGCAAUGAAAAGUCACACUUGCGACAACAACAAAAAAUACACUAAAAAGACGGGAGGGGCAAAUGGAAGCAAGGGCAAAUUAUGACACUGGCUGCGGCCAGUGUAAUAAGAAUGCAAUUCCACAGUACAUGAUGCCUGCUUAUGGGCGACGUCACUCAAUGCAUAGUAAUUAGUUGUAUAUAUUUCUUAAAACUAUUGAAAAUACUGGAAAUGGUUUAAAAACUGCGCUAAAAUAGUAACAAGUGUGGAUACUAAAUUUCGCUUUGUUAUUGAAAAGACAAAAGAGACUAUAUUUAUCAAUUAUUAUCAAUUCUUUUCCCCAUUUGCAGAAAAUUUUUCUUUCUUUCAUAAGGACGUUUAAAUGUUUCAAAAUUUUGGCUGAUAUUUUCCUUAAUACUUUUUCUUUAUAUUCUAAAAUUUGCUUCCCUUAAACCAAAGGUGGCGCCAUAUUGAUUUGGACAUGUUUCCACAUUUCGAAAUUGGAGGUAAAUUAACCAUUUCAGGUCAUGCGUCAUACAAAUAUUUUUUUUUUUCAAUCAUGAAAGUAAGAUUGUUUAAAGCACAAUCUCCGGGUUGUCUUUUAGUUCUCUUAUUGGCAAAAAAUUCCCUUUUUCGGUCUUGUGAAAUAUUUUGCAAAUUGAUUUUAAACACUUAGCAUCCAAUAAAUGUUUUAUCUGCUAGCUAUGAAGGACAACUGUUGCAAUUCGUGGCUGCUAGCAUCUGUAGAAAUUCUGCAGAUUCUAAUUUUCAUGUUUAUUUUUAAUAUAGAAAUUCUUUAAGCGACCUCCAAAAGCUGACGAAGAGCGAAUCGUCAUCGUACUUGCGCACAGCGAACCAGCAGAUCCUGAAAAAGCGUUCAAAGUUAGCGAGAAAUUACGUUCACAAGGAGUGGAGAUUAUCACAGUCACCAUUCACACAAAAAAGACUCCAAUGAGGCUAAAUCCUCCGUACAGAGCUUUGGCAUCAUCAAGCUCGAGUGCACAUAGCUUUGAUUUUAGCAAUCUGCUAAACUCCAGCAUUGAUGUUUUGUUGAAUUUGUGCGAACUUAAUACUUGUCCA
Paramuricea clavata is the source of this 18384-nucleotide messenger RNA. Lineage: Eukaryota; Metazoa; Cnidaria; Anthozoa; Malacalcyonacea; Plexauridae. The record is from the annotation of a GenBank genome assembly.